GUGAAGUUGGUGUCGCGUCACAUGACCUGAUUUGUCCCCGUGACCAAAAUUGAAGGAAAAUUCAAAAAAUUUCCAAAACAAACCGUAGGAUUAAGGGCCGAUGGAUUUGUUAGACCCUUUGGACGACAGCGGCGAUGUUAUCGAGACGAAAGUCAUUAUAAACGACAUCGAAAAACAUGGCAUGGAUAGCGACGACGAGCAGGUCAACCAUUUAUCGCCACAGACGCUGCUCGAAACGCAUGACAGUGACGUGCACUACGCAGUCAAAGGUUCCGAAGGUCUAAUUACAUACAGGGUUUUGCAAGUGGAAGAUGGUGGUGCUGAGAAUGGAGUGCAACAAAUCGUGUCAAACGGGAGUAAUUUUAACAAUGCAGGAGUGAUAACAAGCAAUUUAAAUGGACAGUUGUAUGUCAUCAGUAAUCAUGAGGUUUUUUCACAACAAUCAAGACCAAUAGCUCCUGCAAUAGCACCUAGGUGCAAUCUAGUGGACCCAUUAUGCACAAAUAUUAAAAAGAAAGAUGAGAGGAGAAGAGCAACACACAAUGAAGUUGAAAGGAGACGAAGGGACAAAAUAAACAACUGGAUACAAAGAUUAUCGACAAUAAUCCCAGAUCCCAGCCACCCAGAUAUAAAAGGCAAUGGACAUUAUGAUGGGCAAUCUAAAGGGGCCAUUUUAGCAAAGGCUUGUGAAUAUAUAACGGAAUUAAGGGAAAAUCAGGAAAAACUUGACAUCUGUAUGCAGGAGAAUAAAAAAUUACUGGAAACAAUUGAGGUUUUAAAGCAAAGAAACUUUGCUCUCGAACAGGAGAAUAAGGAUUGCAAGGAAAUGCUAAAACGGAGUGGAAUAGACACUGUCGAAAUAGAAAUGCCAAACAAUAAUAUAACUUCUUAGGUUUACGGUUUAAUUUUUAAAUGUUUAGAUAAAUUUUAUAUACCUACAUUAUCUAUAAAAAUAUUGUAUAAUUGUUAUUUUCAAAUUGUGGUAUAUUUGUUUAUUUUUGUUAAUUGUUAUGCAAUUUUUCAAGUUAUCUUUGCCAUUUUUAUUACAUGACUUUUUAUUAUUCAAGCAAAACCAC
Messenger RNA from Brassicogethes aeneus, 1076 nucleotides. The record is from the annotation of a GenBank genome assembly. NCBI's taxonomy places the organism in Eukaryota, Metazoa, Arthropoda, Insecta, Coleoptera, Nitidulidae.